Messenger RNA from Cryptomeria japonica (Japanese cedar), 492 nucleotides. RefSeq names its product chaperone protein dnaJ 20, chloroplastic-like. NCBI's taxonomy places the organism in Eukaryota, Viridiplantae, Streptophyta, Pinopsida, Cupressales, Cupressaceae. The transcript has a single exon. Gene Ontology annotation, cellular component: chloroplast. Bases 1 to 492 code for a protein of 163 amino acids. The record is from RefSeq and is a predicted model, not a curated record.
AUGGAGUGCAGUGCAUCAAUUCGAGGUUUGCACAGUCCACGAUUUACAUCGCGUAUGGGAAUUUGUUUGAGAGCAAAACAGUGUGGAGUUAGAAGAAUGAGAGGCAUUCGAGCAUCUCAAUCUCAAUCUCUUACUUCUUCAUCAUUGUAUGAAGUAUUAAGUGUUCCUCACAAGGAGAGCGAUCGUGAGAUAAAGAGCGCAUAUCGUCGAAUGGUGCUUCAAUAUCAUCCUGACGUUUGCCCACCUACAGAGAAAGAAAAAUACAGUCAAAUAUUUCUGAAAGUUCAGGAGGCGUAUGAAACUCUGUCUGACCAGCACCUCCGUCAUGAUUACGACUGCAGAGUGAGUAACAGCUUGGAAUUAAGCGAGAGUAAAAACUACUUGUGGGAAGCUCAGCUAAUGGAGUUAUCGAGAAAAAGAUCGGGCUGUAAUUCAUCGUGGGGUAGCAGAAUGAGAAGAAGCAGCAUACAUAAGAAUGGAUUCAUUCACUGA